AUGGCCACAAUGCUUACAAACCAUAUCUGCAUUCUUAUUACGUCGUUGUUAUUGUUUGCUUUUCCAACAGCAAACGCCAUUCCAAAAAGAGACGUCGAGAACCUAUGCAGAGAGACUACUGACUUCUCCUUCUGCCUCACAUCCCUCGAGUCGGAUCCGCGAAUAGCAGCCGCACGUGACCUCCACGACGUGCUUUUAAUUGCGAUAACGCUGUCAAAAAUUCAAGUGGACGACGCAACCACCCACAUUGGCACAGUCAGUGGAAAGUACAGUGGUCCGAAUGGAAAGAGACGGAUCGGAGUUUGCAGGAGGAAUUACGGAAUCGCUUCGGCUAAGUUUCAGACUGCUUGGGAACUUGCACUUAAAAAAUCGUAUUGGGAAAUGGAGAAACAGGCAAAAAUUGGCACCAACGCUGUGGUCGACUGCGAAAACGGAUGGAGAAGGGGUGGUCCGAUACAAAAGUCUCCUCUCACUUUCUAUAACACAAAUGUUUCCAAGCUAUCUGGAAUCGUUUUUCUUAUUUUCCAAAAGCUUAAAUAACCUUAAACUUGUACCGUAAUUUUGAUAUUGCAUGACCACCGUGUAAUAAAUUUUGGGGAAUAAUAAU
Messenger RNA from Camelina sativa (false flax), 607 nucleotides. Its product is annotated as pectinesterase inhibitor 5-like. The record is from RefSeq and is a predicted model, not a curated record. Lineage: Eukaryota; Viridiplantae; Streptophyta; Magnoliopsida; Brassicales; Brassicaceae. Gene Ontology annotation, biological process: negative regulation of catalytic activity. Gene Ontology annotation, molecular function: pectinesterase inhibitor activity.